AUGCGAUACAAGAUGGAAAAAGGAUCUUCAAUCACGAGCAGUGCAAGGGUUGAAGUUUUGAAGCCUACCACAUUUAUCCCCAGAAACGAUGCAGAAGCGAUACUCCUUGAAUGUUCUGAAAUAGCACGCUCAGCUGCAGUGGCAGCGCCAGGGGCCCAUCUUCCCAUAUUCAAACGAAGCGAACUGUAUCUUUACCACCAAAUGGGCCGUGCCAGAUAUCGACGUCAGGAUCUGAAAGACUUUGCUAAGAAAUGGGAGGACAUAGCAAGCAAUUGGAUACCAGUAAAACGAGCAUUUCGUAGAUUUAGAACAGCUCGUCAACUUGUUAAGACAUGGUCUCAAAUAUGCGAGCGCAAGGAAAUUCGAUUGCAGUACUUAGUAAAGGAGGCCGAUAUGCUACAUCAGCAAUGGAUUGAGGAUAUUGACGCGCUUAGUAUCAUGCAUGAGCUAAAGGACAUCGAGAGGGCUGCAGUAGCGACACUCACUGAGAAGAUGUAUGAUUUCAGAACUCAAAUUGACUGGGGCUGUCCAUGUCCCAAUCCAGACCACCCACACUUAGAGGGAGAGUUGUGGCAGCAGACCCUUCAUAGUUAG
This is a messenger RNA of Aaosphaeria arxii CBS 175.79, 594 nucleotides long. RefSeq lists its product as uncharacterized. The record is from RefSeq and is a predicted model, not a curated record. The transcript is spliced from 2 exons. The coding region runs from base 1 to 594 and encodes 197 amino acids. Lineage: Eukaryota; Fungi; Ascomycota; Dothideomycetes; Pleosporales.